Molecule: messenger RNA, 911 nt
Organism: Saccostrea cuccullata (small rock oyster)
Lineage: Eukaryota; Metazoa; Mollusca; Bivalvia; Ostreida; Ostreidae
Product: DENN domain-containing protein 5B-like
Exons: 5
Coding region: 6-614 (202 amino acids)
Molecular function (GO): guanyl-nucleotide exchange factor activity; small GTPase binding
Source: RefSeq, a predicted model, not a curated record
AAGGAAUGUCCCCAAACUGGCCGAAGAGGUCACCUGAUCAAGGAUCUUUAAGAAUUCCAGAGAUUCAGGAGAGAUUAGGGCAUGCAGUUAAUAAUCUAGUCAAACACUUCUAUAAACCAGAAAAAGAGAGGGGGAAUUUGACCUACUUAUUGUGUGGGGACCAGGGCUUGGUUCAUUGUCUGGAGCUGGUAUUCCAGUACGGAUUCAGGUCAUCAAGAAUCUUUAGGAACAAAUUCUUCAUCUGGGACUACCUUGAAAAGGUAAAGCAACAUUUUGAGAGUGUGCUGACCGGUGAAGUGCGACAAGCCAUCACAGAUGGAGCUAAAGCCGGCUACUGGAUUUACUGUAACUUCCUCAGUAAAAUCAACAAUGCCACAGAGUCUGUGGGAAAGGACGGCAAAUUUCAGAUAUUUGUUUGUGUCGGUAUAAGGGAUCAUCUGUUGCAGAAGUUACUUCCCCUGAUUGCCAACACCCCAGUGACGGCCCAGAUGUAUGAGGAGAACUCCUUUCUGAGGAAUUACAGCCACAUUAACUACUUAGUACACAUACUCAGUACACUGGAGGAGUUCCAGAUCACCCUAGAGUCCUCCCUCCUCCGCGGAUUAGAUAUAUGAGAAAGAAAAUGGGGGAAGGGGGGAAGGGGUAAAAAAGUUCUACCCACCAAUAUUUAUACAUCUUAUAUUCAAAUUAGUUUUGAAUUCCCAUUAAUUUCUUGCUAGGAUUUACGACAGCAAAACCUGUGAUUAUUUUGUUUUAUCUUUUUUUUUCUUCCUUGUGUAAUUUGUUCACAUAUUAGGAUUUUUUCCUUUUUUGUUAUAGCUCAAAUUAAAACUAAGCAUGACAGUCCUUUACCAGUUUAGUAUGUCAUAUAUUUUUUUUUCGUCCUUGCCAUAUAUAGAUUUUAUAUUUUC